CGCCCCCCAAGCGGCGCCGGCGCGUGCGCGCGUGCGCGCGGCGCGCGCGCGGCGGGCGCGCGGAGCCGCCCCGCCAAGCCCGCGAAUGGCCGGCCGGCGGGCGCUCGCGCUGUUCGGCCCGCCCGGGUCGGGCAAGAGCACCCACGGCGCCAGGAUCUGCGAGCUCCUCGGGCUCGGGCGCGCCUCCAUGGGCGACCUGCUGCGCGGGGCGUGCGCCACGGCGGGGGAGGUCGUGCGUGGUGGCCCUGCUCUCGCGUCGUGGCAGCGAGGAGGAUUUUGGGAGGCUUUUUUUGGCAGCUUUCGGCCUCUGGGGGUCCUCGCUGAUGGGCGGCGAGCCAGGGGGGGGAAGCGAGGAGGGGCGUGCCUUCUCGGAAGGCUCGGAAGUCCCCCGGCCUGCUGAGAAGUUUCCUGAGCCUGCCCCGAAGACAGGAAGAACUUCUCGGACUGCCAGAGGCCUUCUGAGAAGUCCCGCCGCCUUCUGAGAAGGCCUUCUCCUUCUCCUUUCCCCCCCUCGCUCGCCGCCGAGUUGAGCCUCGGGACCGCAAGAAGACGACUCGGGAUGAGAAGCUGGCACCUGGGGAAAAAAAGGUCGGGACGUCGUGGUGUGCCCCGCAUGGACCAGCAUCGAGGCAUCGCACCCUGAGAUCCGUCGGCGCGAAGAACAUGGAACAUCGUAAAGAACAGGACCACCAGUGCCCUGGCAUCCUUCUGUGGCAUUUCUCGAGCCGGAUCGAUCUGUCAGGGUCCAGGGGCCCGAAAUUAAGCGAAAUCGCCCGUCUCGACAAACUGUGAGACGCCAGGGUGUCAGAGCAUGGUCUGGGAGAGGUUGCAGCCACUAUCCAGCGGGGUGGCCUGGUCAGCGACCCCGUGGUGCUCGGAUGCUUCAAGGAGUGGCUGGGGCGGCAGGGCCCCGGCGCCGGCGUGCUGCUGGACGGGCUGCCGCGCACCGCCGACCAGGCCCGCGCGCUGGACGCGCUGCUAGCGGCGGAGGGCAGCCGUGUCGAGGCCGUGGUGGUGCUGGAGACCCCGGACGAGGAGCUCCAGGAGCGCGUGUGCGGCCGGUGGACGCACGGGCCCUCGGGCAGGACCUACCACGCCUUCCGCCCCGGGGCGCAGCCCCGGUCGCUGCGCCUGCGGCCGCCGGGCGAGCGGCCCCUCGCGGAGCACAUGCUCGACGACGUCACCGGAGAGCCGCUCGGCCAGCGCCCGGACGACACGCUGGAGGCCUUCCUGGUCGCCGCGUAGUCCAGGGCGCCCUCGAGGGCGCGAAAUUCGUCGCGCUGCGCGCUUCGCGGUUCGGCUCCGAUUCCUCCUCGUCCUCCUCUUCUCCCCUUGGGGGCGGCGCGAGAGCGCGAAGUUAUUCGCGCUUCGCGCUUCGCGCAGCGCGAAGCGCGAAGCGCGAAGUGAGGCGCCCUUGGUAAUGGGGGGUGAUAAAUGGGG
Molecule: messenger RNA, 1440 nt
Organism: Prorocentrum cordatum
Lineage: Eukaryota; Dinophyceae; Prorocentrales; Prorocentraceae
Source: the annotation of a GenBank genome assembly